Molecule: messenger RNA, 2322 nt
Organism: Geosmithia morbida
Lineage: Eukaryota; Fungi; Ascomycota; Sordariomycetes; Hypocreales; Bionectriaceae
Product: Sucrase/ferredoxin-like
Exons: 4
Coding region: 1-2322 (773 amino acids)
Molecular function (GO): oxidoreductase activity
Source: RefSeq, a predicted model, not a curated record
AUGGCUGCGUCGCCCAGUCGCCACUGCAGCGGCCAGACGCGCACCACCGUCCUGUUGCCGUCGCCACCUAUUGCUGAACCCAGAAAGCCGCCGCCCUUCCCGACAGUACCGACGUGCCCUUCACCCACGUGCGGAUGCGCCGACACGCCGGAAGGUCUGGAUAUUGACCACAAGAGCCGGCUGAACGGCGUCAUGACGGGCUACGCGGAGCAUGUCCUCGUCUGUACGGGCAAGGAUGACUGGCCGUCCAAGAUUGAGGAGGAUGACGGGGGGGAUAACCUGGCUGCCGAUCUGAAGGAGCUCUUCGGUCGGGGAGGUGAAUUUGCCAACCCCUUUCACAACGUCUCGGUCCUGAACUCGUCAUUCCCCAGCUCCGUGGCGCCCCGUCCCGAGGUGCAGAACUCAUCAGCCUACCUCCUCCCCAGCUUCAAGUACGUCCCCUACCUGCCGCGCGUGUCGUUCGACAGCGUCCGCGCCAUGGCGAAGGCGUACAUCCUCCCGCGGAAACUGCACCCCGUGCACGACGACCUGUCGCCCGUGCACCGCGACAGGAUGCUGCGCGACGACACGUACGCCAGUCUUCUGCCCGGCGUGACGGACGUCGACGAGAUUCUGGUGCUCAUCUGUGGUCACGGCGGCCGCGACACCCGUUGUAGCAUCAUGGGCGCCGUGCUGCGUCAGGAGUUUGAGGAGAAGCUCGCGUCCGUUGCCGGCCUGGACGUCCGGACUGGGCCCGUCAAGACUGCCGCCUCUACUACGCAGCUUUCCACCGGCGCAGAUAAGGAGGUGGAAGACGAGGAAGAAGAGCUGGGUGCUCGUGUCGGUCUGAUCAGCCAUAUUGGUGGUCAUAAGUUUGCGGGAAACGUCAUCAUAUAUCUGCCCCCCGGGCUCGUCGUGGACGAGGACGGCACGACGCACCCCCUCGCCGGUCAUGGGAUCUGGUACGGGAGGGUGGAACCGAAGCAUGUCGAGGGUAUCAUCGAAGAGACGAUUCUGAAUGGGAAUGUCAUAGAGGACAUGUUUAGAGGAGCCUCCAAAGAGGUGGCUCCCCCUCCAAAAGAAGGUACAUCGCCGGCACCAGCACCCAAAAGGACCCGCCGUCGCCUCAUCCUGUGCACCCUCCUGGUAGCCGGGACGGUCCUGUACACGGUAGGCGGGUCAUCGGACGGCAGCCACGCCUCCACCCUCAACGACGAGACUUUUGUUCCCUACAAGAUGACGUCGCGCACCGCCCUGUCCCCCUCGUCGUUCGUCAUGACCGUCGUGCCCCAGACGCCCAACCCCGACCCACCCUACCUGCUGCCCGGGUCAAGACGCUGGCGUCACCCGCUCUGGUCCGUCGAGUUCAAGCAGCCAGAGGUGCAGAUCUCGCGGCACUACACGCCCCUGCCCCCGCCUCUGGAAGGCAGCGAUACCGCCAUCACCCGAGGAGAGAAUGAGGUGGAGUCGGAAGGCGCUCUACGUUUCUACAUCCGUGCCGUCGGCGACGGUGAAAUGUCGCGGUACCUCAACCGGCUCCGCCCGGGAAACACGGUUCACCUCCGCGGACCGCACGUGGGCUUCGACCUUGUGCGUCGUCUCGGCGCGGCAAAGCGUCUCGUCUUCCUCGCCGGCGGGACGGGCGUCGUCCCCGGCAUGCAGGCUGCGAGGGUGGCCCUGGACGGGUACGACGACGCUGUAGUGUCUCUCCUCUGGGCUGUGCGCCAGCGCUGCGAGAUCGAGAUGGGAGGCGGCACCUCCUCCGAGCGGACGACGGUGACGAAAGCAAAGCGCUGGUGGUGGCCAUUUGGUCACGAAGCUGGACCUACCGAACUGCGUGGUGACGAUGACGGGAGGAACCUGGCUCCCGUGGCGCGCCAACUGGCAGACAUGAAGAAGCGCUACGGCGACCGUCUGAGCGUGCAGAUUGUCGUCGACGAUGAGAAGACGUCCUUUGGGUUGGAGCACGUCCAAAAGGCGCUCCUGGACACGGCAGCGCCCGACCACAACCAUACUUCUGCCUCUGUCAAAGCCCCAAUCAAGGCUAAACCUGUCCAUCCUGGCACGGACUGCCCCCUACAUGACCAGGCCCUCCACAACUUGGCAUCCGAGUUCGAGGCUGGAAGCAGCCCGGAUUGUCGCUGCGACGCUAUCCACGGCGUCAGCCUUCCAGGGAAGAACCUCUUCAUCAUAUCUGGGCCGGAUGGCUUCGUCACGCACUACGCUGGCGAGAAGCUGUGGCGGGGCGGUCGCCAUACUCAGGGUCCCGUGGGGGGGGUCGCUGGCCGCAUAUUGGAGCAGCAUCCUCACCUUCAAAAGGAAUGGCUCAUCUUGAAGCUGUGA